Molecule: messenger RNA, 487 nt
Organism: Musa acuminata subsp. malaccensis (wild Malaysian banana)
Lineage: Eukaryota; Viridiplantae; Streptophyta; Magnoliopsida; Zingiberales; Musaceae
Product: transcription elongation factor 1 homolog
Biological process (GO): transcription elongation by RNA polymerase II
Cellular component (GO): transcription elongation factor complex
Molecular function (GO): RNA polymerase II complex binding
Source: RefSeq, a predicted model, not a curated record
GUCCACCACUCCGUGGUUCGAUCCCUCGAUCUCUCAAGAAGAGGGGAAUCCCUGGCGAGGAUUUGAGUUAGUGAAGUAAGAUGGGGAAGAGGAAGUCGAGAGCAAAGCCGCCUCCUAAGAAGCGAAUGGACAAGCUCGAUACUGUCUUCUGCUGCCCAUUCUGCAAUCACGGCAGUAGCGUCGAGUGUCACAUUGACAUGAAGAACUUGAUCGGUGAAGCCUCAUGCAGGAUUUGUCUGGAAAGCUUCAGCACUACUGUCACUGCACUGACCGAGCCUAUCGACAUAUACAGCGAAUGGAUUGACGAAUGCGAAAGGGUCAACAAUCCGGAAGACGAUGGUGCUUGAUCAUCGUGGCUUGUGGAUGUAUAUAUGAUGAUAUAUACGCUGGUGUGUUGUACAAUAUGUCAUCUCCCUGGGUUGUGUGCCUGAUGAUAUCUGGGGGGGACUUGCCUACGGAUUAUAUAUAUAUAUAUAUAUAUAUAUAU